CAUCAAUGGACUGAGCAGUUAAAGCUAGCAGUGAUAUGGAAAGAGAAAGUGCCAUUGUCUUAGGUAGCAUCCUUUCAGCUUCCCGCUGAAUUUCGAAAGCAAUCCCAACAACGUUGAUUCCCGAUACUUGGUUUCGUUUCGUCUCAUGUUCAUGUACAGCAAGAUAGAAUGGCCAAGUAGAAGAAGGUAGUACUCAUAGAAGACCCUUCUCUACUUCUAUUGGAUGAAAAUUGAAGAUGGAGAAAAACAUGAAUCCUCACGAACAGCGCGCCCAAGCGGCCGCUGAGCGACUGAAGUCUACGAAGAAGUUGAUUGGCCAAGCGUCCACGACGAACGCCGGCCUUUUGUGGGCAACCCGUCAAGGUGCUGUGCCGGCGCUCUUUUUGGCAUUGGGAGUAUCGUUCCUCGCCUCGCAGUUCGUGGACGCUCGUGAGAUCGUUUGUUUAGCACUCAUUUUUGCGCUAGCGUACCUCUACGCCAAAGCGGAGCGACUCGAAGUAGCAAGUAAGGAGCUCGAGGCGCGAGUGGCAGCAGAGCGCAAAGGCAGAACCUCCGCAGAGCGCCUUCUUGCAGAGACAACAGAAGCUAAAACCAACUCUGGCGCAUCAAAUACGAAAAAUAAUUCGAGUUCUUCUUAUCAAAUCCGCGCGAUCGGUUUCUUGCAAUCCCCUUUUCGACAACGAUGUGGCACUCCACGACAAUCAGGGCUAUGUCCGUCCGUGCGAAGCGAGCUACGACUAGUUUCCUGCUUGAAUGCCGCAAGCUGUCUCGAUGGUCUCGAAGCCUACUCGCAUCUGUGGGUCUCCUACAUUUUCCACAAGAACACCAACCUCAGCAAAGAGCAGCGCGCUUUGCGGAAUCGAUGUUCUGGAGCUGGAGCAGAGACCAACAAAGCAAAAACCGGAACGAAAUCGGGGGAAGCAGAUGUAGUUGACGAAGAUGACUCACAGGACUCCCCAAAUAAUCCUCCACUUUCUCUGCAGGAACAAGUAAAAGCGCCUGACUUCCAGGGUCUGGUUACGAAAAUCUUGCCUCCGAGAGGACAUAAAAAAGUCGGAAUCUUUGCGUGCCGCACACCGCAUCGGCCGAAUCCCCUAGGCCUUUCGUUAGCGAAAAUCGAGUCUAUCGACCAUCAAGCAGGAGUCCUGACUCUUUCGGGCCUAGAUGUAGUGGACGGCACGCCAGUGGUCGACAUGAAACCCUAUCUACCGCAGACAGAAUGCCAUCCAGAAGCAGUCGUACCAGAUUGGGUAAGAGCAAGCUACGCCGUCGAGAGAUUCGAGACGCACUGGAGACCAAAAUGCGAAGCUUUUCUCGCACAACACAUGGGCGUAACCAUAGCAGCGACCACUCAUGCCACAAUUUCACAACCGACAGAAGAAGAAGCAUCAAUAGCUGGAAUUGGAGAUGAGGCCUCACAAAAAUUCCCAUCUUCCCCCGCUGCUGCAAUGUCUGGCGGUGGCGGCAGUGGCCGCGAGUCCUUGUCUUUUCACGAUAGCGAAGAGGUAGCACGGAUUAAGCAGUGUGUGGAGGAGAUAUUAGCCAACGACAUACGAAGCAAAUUCCAGAAGAAAAAGCAUGAAGAGUCUGACUUCCGAGGCACACUCCGCUUUGCCGAUUAUCUCUUUGAGUAUGAACUGAGCGAUCAUGUCAACAGGGUUGUCCGUUGCAGCUUACUCAGUGACAUGCAGGAAGCACAAGAAUAACCUUCAUCGACCUGUAUCUUCAGAUGAGCUAUAACUGCUUCUUUUUACAGGAUGCGUUGUUCAUUACCCCGCCUUACCUCUACUUGUGGUCGUGCCCCCGUGCGAAAGCUACACAGUCUUGAUCUUGAGCUCCUACAGAAUAUGUCACGCCGUGCGUGGGCUUUCUUCGCUAUGAAAAAUUGUAUGUUCUUCUACAUGUUG
Messenger RNA from Amoebophrya sp. A25, 1907 nucleotides. NCBI's taxonomy places the organism in Eukaryota, Dinophyceae, Syndiniales, Amoebophryaceae. The record is from the annotation of a GenBank genome assembly.